AGAAGCAAAACACAUUAAAGACUCGCACCAUUGGAGUAGCUAGCGCAUAACUAUAUGGCGGCUGUUGCGUAACUAUUGGCACAAGGGGCUACGGUGAAAGCAGACGGCAAACAUGGCAAACACGUGUUGGAAGCUAUUGUGUACCGUUCUGGGUAUCUUAGAGGCUGCUCUCUACACUGUCACGGUCUUCGGAUGGCCAGCACUUGUUUUCAUGUUCGUAGAGGAAGGAUUUUACGGUGAUCGUUGUUAUUUUGGUUCAAUAACUAACAGCUCUGAUUGUCUUGCUACUAGUAACUGCACCCAAGAAGCAGCCGAAGACGCCCGAGUUCAAAAAUGUACUGAGCAAGAAGAGCUGCUGAACCUGGUUUACACUGUUACUAUCAUUGGUUUGGUGUCUUUCCCCGUGCUUGGAUAUAUUUAUGAUCACUGUGGAACCGUUUGUGUGAGGAUCCUAUGUAUAUGCCUUUGCGCUGGUGGAUUCUUCCUGAUGGCGUUAGCAGAGAGAGGAUCAGAAUGGCUGUUAUUCCCUGGGGCUCUAUUUCACCUGCUUGGAGGUCUACAGUUGGCUAUAACUGACGUCCAGGUGUCCACGUUAUUUCCUAAGGCACAAGCAACACUCACCUGUUUGGUUUCCGGUGCUAUUGGUGUCAGUACUUUUGCCCCCAGCUUAUUAAAGGUGGCCUACCAGGCCGGAGUGUCAUACAAAGCGUGCAUGUUCACCUUUACCAGUAUCAUACUUCUUCUGUCCUCCGUCAACACAAUCACCCUUCCACCCAGACAAGAUGACGACGGGAACAACAUUGACAUAGCUUGUUGCUUAAAGAUACGCAAAAUAUACAACAGUUCCAUAGAAUUGUCAACAUUGUGCAAAGAAAAUGGUACAAAUGUCGAUUACAAGAUCAACAAAGCUGAUAGUAAUGAAAUUGUAUUGGACAAUAAGGAAAAUGUAUUUCAAAAUUAUGGGCAAUGCUUUGGCAGCGCAGCAUACACAGCAGAUGACGCAAUUACCCGACCGCAACUAGAAUCUGAACUUGAUGUCGAUAAUAACACUUGUAGUCAAAACGAGGACGAUGUCAAUCCCAAGGAACCCUGUGUUGACGGAUGUACGCACGUGGUCCCCGACGCAGAAAACUCUGAAAGUGCUGAAGAAGACAAAGGCAGUGACACUAGCAUUCCUCAAGGCUCGCUACUGAUCCUUAAACGUCCUGCUUUUUUAAUGCUGAUGCUGUGGUUUUUGUGCCAACAAACCCUCAUUGUCACAUACUUAGGCAGUUUUUACUCAAUCAUCAAUUACUACGGAAAUAAUAUCAAAAGCACAGUCAGUACGUAUACGGACGUGUAUUCCUGGCUCCAGGUGGGUUCUCUGUUCUGGGCCUUGCUGACUGGUUUGAUGCUGGAUAAACUUAUUGCCAACACAAACAACGACGAUUUCCGAAGGGACAUAUCGGAAAGGCUUACGGAAUUCAAGUUUCCGUCGCUAAUAUAUUAACUUUUGUUCAAUUACCGAUAUUCUCUUGGUACAAGUACAGCCUGGAAAGUGACCCUCUCUGGUUGGGAGUACUGUUCCUUGGAAUUUGUCUCACCGCCAGCUGCUUGCCUUUCUACCUUCUUUGGCGUCGGUGUCGCUCCACGAGGAAUAAGAGCUAUAGUCUUUAGAUAACAGUCAAAAUAUGAGUCAGGUGAUGACCUUGCGGUAUCUAUUGUAUUGCUGAAAGUUUGUUAUGGCGACGGGACAACAAUGUAUCUGCAGAAAGACAAUAUAUUGGGAGAUAUCGUGCCCUGUUAGAAGGAGACCUGCGUGCUCGGCAGUUACUGUACGUAAUUGUUUCUUACUGCUAACGUUGUUUAAUAGCCCUGACAGUACUAGCAAUACGACUUUACUAGAUAGAAAGUCACUGACAGCUGAGAAGUGGCAUUUGCCAGAUGUUUCAGCAACAGAACCGAUUCUUCAAUUCUUUAUCAAGGCUGUUGUACGCAUAAACGACAUUUUCAAAGUCUGUUAAGUAUGUUAGGUGUUUUACAACCUCCAGUUUUUGGCGCUGAUACAUAUAAGGGAAGCAGUUUUUGAGACAAUGGCGCUUAUGCCUAGGCCUCUAGCUGCUAGAUUAAAGUGGCAUUGAUUGAAGAUGUGCCUCUGAAAACGCUUAAAUUGCAGAGUCAUAUGCGUUUGGUAGUCCUUUGCAGUUUUGCAUUCAGUCUUUGUUAUCGCUUUUAUUAUUUCAUUCACUAACUGAGGAUAUAUUAACUGAGGAUAUAGUAACAUAAUAUAGAUCGUUUCAAACCAUUUCCAAAUCUGAUUGUACUUUAUUUUUAUAUAUUUUGACCGCUAACCACACUAAAUGUGCCAAUUUUUCGAAUGUUGUCAAUAAAAAACCUAACUUACUCUCCUUGCUUCAUGUUAAAUAUACUGAAAUUUGGUUCAAUUAACAGUACCUUACUUUAAAAAAGUUAAAAUAAGAUUAAAAAUGGCCGUAUACCCGAAAAACUCUCUGCUUAAAAUGUCUUUCAAUAUUAGAUUCCAAUUUAAUUUCACAGCAUCAUCUCUACGGAUAUUAUCAAUAAUAGGUACAAAUACAUAACAUA
Messenger RNA from Lingula anatina, 2583 nucleotides. Its product is annotated as equilibrative nucleobase transporter 1. The record is from RefSeq and is a predicted model, not a curated record. NCBI's taxonomy places the organism in Eukaryota, Metazoa, Brachiopoda, Lingulata, Lingulida, Lingulidae.